This is a messenger RNA of Catharus ustulatus (Swainson's thrush), 2974 nucleotides long. It is a transcript of the gene FAM181A, whose product is annotated as family with sequence similarity 181 member A. The transcript is spliced from 2 exons. The record is from RefSeq and is a predicted model, not a curated record. Bases 230 to 1093 code for a protein of 287 amino acids. Lineage: Eukaryota; Metazoa; Chordata; Aves; Passeriformes; Turdidae.
UGCUUGCUAAACUACAUCCAAACAGUGGCGGGCCCCGGCUGCCUCCGCCGAGGUUGGCGGUGUGUAACCUGCCUAACGAGAUUAGCGGGGAAGGGGCUCUCUCUGCUCUGCAGCCACGCCGCCGCCAGCACCGGUGAGAAAAGCGGCCGCACGCCGGGUUUGCCAAGGUUUUGUCUGAAGAAGGAUUAUAAACUUUUCAUGGGAAACUCUGCACGGUGCGUUCAGUGAGAUGGCAUCAGACAGCGAGGUAAAAACUCUGCUGAACUUCGUUAACCUGGCUUCGAGCGACAUCAAAGCGGCUCUGGAUAAAUCAGCUCCUUGUCGCCGGUCAGUUGACCACAGAAAAUACCUGCAGAAGCAGCUCAAGCGGUUUUCUCAGAAGUACUCACGGAUCCCCCGGUGUCACCCCAGCAAAGCCCCCGAGUGCGGCUGGCGCAGGGCGGCGGAGGACCGGGCCCGCGGCGCCCAGCCCGAGGCACCUGAGCCCAGCUCCCACGGCGGGGCUGCCGCCGAGAAGGUGAUGCAGACAGCCGAGGCAGAGGAGAGCCUCACCGGGGAACGCGUUUUGCAGGAACAAAAAGCCGAGGCUGCCCGACCGGACCAGGUGCCCAUGAGGAAGCGACAGCUCCCCGCCUCCUUCUGGGAAGAGCCACGGCCGGCCCAGAGCCUGACGGCCAGAGCCUUUCCUGCCAGCCCCGAGGGGCUCCAAGUGGCCAGAGACCCUCCUCCUUACGAGGGGAAGAAAAGCAGAAGGAGCCCGGACGCUGCAGGUCCGGAGAGCCCUCCUGACACCGCGCCCCAUGCCGGGGAGAAGGAGCCCGGCGGGGCCCUCUCGGGCCGAGUGGGCGCUUGGACCUGCUGCCCCUUCCCCUGCCCCGGGCCGGGCGUGUACCAGCCCCCGCUGCCCCCGUCGCCCUUCCCGGGGCUGGGGCUGUGGAGGAAGAGUGCGGCCAUGCUGCCGGCGGAGGUGCCGCACUUCGGCAAGGAGGCCGAUGGCCCGGGGCAGAAACUCUACAGGCCCAUGGUUCUGAAACCCAUCCCCACCAAGCCCGCCAUCCCCCCACCCAUCUUCAAUGUUUUUGGCUAUCUUUAGCGGGGCGGGUGUCGGAGUCAUGCCGACCACGACAGCCCCCGAGGGGGAUUUACAAGGCCCGGCCAGCUCUGGGCCCGGGCUGCUGGCAGCGCAGGGCAGGAGGCCGGCGAUCACACCUCGUGGGCGGGCUGGAGGGAACGGUAACUGCUGGGAGCGUACCGGGGCUGCUCUCUGCCCUCCGUGCCCGGUACAUCGGGAAUAAACUUGCCAAGCCGGUGGCACGGAGCAUGAGGCACACCGGGGCUCUUUCAUCGACGGGCAUUCUGUGAGCCGCGGCGAGCGGGGCUGCGGGCCAUUCACAGCCGCACUUGUAACACCUAGGAGACCUCCUCCACGUGGGAACAUCUUCCUGGGGCUGCCCUGCGGCAGCAACGGUGAAAUGGAAUGAAUUAAAUGCAUUCAAAGAGUUUUUGUACUUUAAAGCAAUUCCAGAGAAGUCAAGAUAUUCAGGUCAUUUCGUUUUGUAUGCGAGAGACUGGAAGGAUGGUAUUUGAUAAUCACUCGUGAUUGAUUUAAGCUCUUGCUGUAUGUAAAUACUGAGAGAAUUAAAAGAAAAAAAAAUAAGAGAAGAAAUAAGGUAAUUUUAUUUUGGUGAUGCUGCAAAUGCAGUCUUAGUUUUGCCCCACUUUUUGGGUAGACAUGGGUUUGAUUUGCAACUGGUGGGGAGAUACAAGGGUGGAAAUCUCUGCCUAUACAGGUUGAUAUAAAUCAGAAGUAAUUCUUUCAGGGCUAGGAUAUUAGCUAGUGCAAAGCUAGUGCAACUGGAAGCAGGAUGAAUUUCCACAUCAGGAAUUGCUCUGCAUCAACAGAAUAAAUGAGGAAUCUUAUCAGUUUAAUACAAAACCAUUAGGAGUGAUGGAAGAAAAAAGUAAAAAGACUGCCUUGAUUUCUGGCUGAGAGAUAUCUUUUAUUUUGCCUGAUUUUAAGAUGUUAUCACAACACUUGGCUGUAAAUGUUUUGCCUAGUAUUUUUCUAAUUUUUGAAACAAAAUGGCAUUGGAGAAUUUAUUAGGAAGCGUUUUUAAGUUAGGUUUCUUUUAAACCCAUGGAGAAAGUGGUACUGUGACACAGAGCAUGAGAUAUGAGAGGUUUAAUACUGCAGGUGUAUGUAUCUAUUCGGCUAUACUGGAGUAAAUCACUGAAGUCGAGAGAAGUACAUUUUGGGCCAAAGAAUGGACACCUGUGAUCUCCAGAGCCUGAACCUGCUGUUGCUGAAGCUAAUGGGAACUUCUCCCAGGACUUAAUAAAAAGUGGCUUUGAUUGGUUUGAUCUAUGACUAGCAUAGCUCUCUAUGAUUCCUGAUGUCUCUACAAGGGGAAAACCAGAAAAUGCUUUAUUUGAGCGCAUUGUAGUAAUUAAAAAAAAUUAAUCUAUAACAAUUAUAGAGUAUCAUUUGGUAUCUUCUGAUGUCCUUGGUGCUAAUAAUGCCAAGGGAUUUGAUCCCUCUAUGGGCCAUUCAUUAAGAGUUGGACUUGGUGAUCCUUGUGGUUCCCUUCCAACUUAAAAUAUUUUGUGAUUCUGCUCCCAGGCUAGAAGUGGUUGACUCUUUCCUCAAACCUCACGUAUCCCACCAGUGUUCACUUUUAUGGAAACAAUGUCUGUAAUGUGUUUGUAGUGCAGGUGAACAAUAGAAACAGAGAUGGCUUUCAUUGCUUUCUCCCUGCUACGGCACUUGAUAUGUAUCAAGCCAGUAUAGACUGUAGGAGAGAGAGCAAGAAAUGUCUUUGGUAGCAUGUACCUGCAACUAAAUGCAAGGUACGAGGUGCUAAAGAGCUAAUCUGGGGGUUAAAAACAUCAGGUUAGCUGUUGAUCCAGAAGUGAAGAUAGGAACAUACAGUAAUUUCACGAUUAUAAAGCCGCACCAUUUUGACUAAAAUUUUGG